Molecule: messenger RNA, 1725 nt
Organism: Erigeron canadensis
Lineage: Eukaryota; Viridiplantae; Streptophyta; Magnoliopsida; Asterales; Asteraceae
Product: protein IWS1 homolog
Exons: 9
Coding region: 1-1512 (503 amino acids)
Biological process (GO): brassinosteroid mediated signaling pathway; regulation of DNA-templated transcription elongation
Source: RefSeq, a predicted model, not a curated record
AUGGAUUACGAAAACAAUACAUUUUUUGACGAAGAUGUCUUGGAGUAUGCCCGUGAAUUGUAUCAACCCCAUCGCAUUGAUCAUAACAAAAACAACCAUUAUCAACAGCCACAAAAACCACAUGAGGACCCUUCCUCUAGCAGAAACAGCAUUCUGGACAACAAAAGCGACCAUCAACAGCAACGAGAACCACAUGACGACCCUUCCUCUAGUAGAAACAGCAUUCUGAACAACGACAACAAUACCGAUGAAGAUGUCUUGGAGUAUGCCCAUGAAGAAUAUCAACCCCACCUCAUUAGUCAUUACAAAAUCGACCAUCAACAGCAACAAAAACCACGUGAAGACCCUUCCUCUAGUAGAAACAGCAUCCUGAACAACGACAACAAUACCGAUGAAGAUGUGUUGGAAUAUGCCCGUGAAUAUCAACCCUAUUGCAUUGAUCGUAACAAAAAUUACAAAAACAACCAUCAACAGCAACAAAAACCACAUAAGGACCUUUCCUCUAGCAGAAACAACAUUCGGGGCAUCAAAAACGGGCCUCUACAGCAACAAAAACCACCUAAGGACCCUUCCUCUAGCAGAAACAACAUUCGGGGCAUCAAAAACGAGCCUCUACAGCAACAAAAACCACCUAAGGACCCUUCCUCUAGCAGAAACAGCAUUCCGAACAAUGACCAUCAACAGCAACAAAAACCACCUAAUGACUUUUUGUCUAACAGCAUUCGGGAACAGUAUGGUUGGCAUUAUAAACACAACCAUCAACUACUUGUUUGCCAUUCUAAUCUGAUCGAAGAGACAACAAAAUCUCAAAAAUUUAAUGAAGAACUCGAUGAUGAUGCUAAUUAUGCUCAAGAUGGUGACAUUAUUUUGUCUCGUAGAAUUGGGGAAGUUCUUGGCCGUUAUAACAACAACAAUCAACUACAUGUUUGCCAUUCUAAUCUGAUUGAAGAGACAAUGAAAUCUCUAAAAAUUAAUGAAGAACAUGACGUUGAUGAUGAUGUUCAUCAUGAUGACAUUACCGAACUUUUAAAGCUGGGAGACGACCCUCGGAAUAACGGUGCAAUUGCGCUACAUGUUAGAAAUAUUAUAUCUGAACUUGAGAUUGCAGCAGAAGAGGAUGUGUAUCUAAACCGCAGAUUCGAUAAACAACCAGAGAUCUAUAAACUUAAAAAGCUGCUUCUUCUAACUCGAGUAUUAUCCACGAAACAAUUUCAGUCGAAGUUCUUGGAUGGUGGAGUGCUGAAUCUUUUGAGCAAAUGGCUUCAACCUCUCCCGGAUGGAAGGUUGCCCGACGUAAAAGUACGUGCAGGAAUAUUGAACAUCCUAACUGAGUUUCCGAUUGAUUUAGCUAAUUAUGGAACAAGAAAAGAAUUGAGCAUGAGUGGACUAGGAACGGUGCUUAUGUCCUUAAUCGAGUCUAAUGAGGAGACGGAUUCCAACAGAGAGCUUGCUACAGACUUGGUUUUUGAAUGGGCAUCUGUGGGAAUUCGGAAUUCCUAUAGUGUAGAAUAGCCGAUUUCUAGAUAGUUACGUUGAUAAUUUUAUUUCUAGCGGAACAGAACACUACUGGUAAUCUACCAAUCCGUUACUCAUAUGUCCUUAUUGUGAUUUUAACCCUGACACUCUAGUGAAGUUAUUGUACUUACAAAGAUUUAUUGGGUUAUCUAUCUAGUUAGCCAUGUUUUCAUGAUACAAGGAUGAAUUUUGUGAUGUUGGACGCUAUAA